Aspergillus nidulans FGSC A4 is the source of this 3178-nucleotide messenger RNA. RefSeq lists its product as uncharacterized. The transcript is spliced from 9 exons. Bases 1 to 3111 code for a protein of 1036 amino acids. Gene Ontology annotation, molecular function: Glc3Man9GlcNAc2 oligosaccharide glucosidase activity; alpha-glucosidase activity. NCBI's taxonomy places the organism in Eukaryota, Fungi, Ascomycota, Eurotiomycetes, Eurotiales, Aspergillaceae. The record is from RefSeq and is a predicted model, not a curated record. Gene Ontology annotation, biological process: protein N-linked glycosylation; carbohydrate metabolic process; oligosaccharide metabolic process. Gene Ontology annotation, cellular component: endoplasmic reticulum; endoplasmic reticulum membrane.
AUGGUCCUCAUCGAUAAGCAAAGCUACACCUCCCGCGAGGAACAACGCUUGAAGGAAGAUCGCGAUCGCAUAAGGUACUGGAAAAAAUGGGGUCCCUACGUCGCUGAGAGACAAUGGGCCACUGUUCGCGAGGAUUAUUCAGCGAAUGGUGAUGCUUGGAGCUACUUUACCCACGACCACGCCCGUUCGAGAACUUAUCGCUGGGGCGAAGAUGGAAUUGCUGGCGUAUGCGACACGCAUAAUCUGCAGAAUAUUGCAUUUGCUUUUUGGAAUGGAAAAGAUGGUUUUCUCAAAGAGCGACUGUUCGGUCUAUCAAAUCCACAGGGGAAUCACGGUGAGAGCAUCAAGGAAGCACACUUCCAUCUUGACAACACACCUACGCAUUCGUACAUGAAGUAUCUUUACAAAUAUCCCCAGAACGAAUUUCCUUAUCAGGAUCUGGUUGAGGAAAACGCUCGACGAGGGAAACAGGACCGCGAAUAUCAGAUACUUGAUACAGGAGCAUUUGACAAUAAUCAGUACUGGGAUAUAUUCAUCGAAACGGCCAAGGAGGACGACGAUGAAGACGAAAUUGUGUUCCGGGUAAUCGCUUACAAUAGAGGCCCCGAGCCAGCUCCUCUGCACAUCAUUCCCCAUGUGUGGUUUCGGAACACUUGGUCAUGGGGAUACGAGGGUAGAGAAAAGCCCUCUAUCGAGCAGGCUGCUCCGCUUGCUGUCAGAACCAGCCACGAAAAGCUGGGCCAGCGAUAUGUUUGUUUUGCCCCCUCUCCAGCAACUGGAGACAGUCAAGAAGAUGUCGUACCCCAGAUGCUCUUUACCGAGAAUGAAACAAACAAUGAGCUUUUGUGGGGUACGCAGAACAAUCAGCCUUAUGUGAAAGACGCUUUCCAUCGCUACAUUGUCAAUGACGAGAAGGGUGCAGUCAAUCCAGCCAAUAAAGGCACCAAAUUCGCUGCCUGGUAUGCUUUCAAUGAGGGUGAAGGGGUUCCUCCGGGAGAGUGUGCUGUUGUGCGUUUUCGCUUGUCACGGAAGAUGGAGCCUUUUGUCAACGAAGAGGAGCUAGACGAUGUGGUUGAGCAGCGCAAAACGGAAGCCGAUGAUUUCUACUAUCACAUCAGCCCUCUGCCAAUGAGUGAUGAUCUGCGGAACAUCCAGCGCCAAGCAUUCGCAGGAAUGAUGUGGACAAAGCAGUACUAUCACUUUGUUUGGGAUCAGUGGGCUAAUGGAGACCCCGGUAUGAUUGCUCCUCCGCCGGAGCGAAAACAUGUCCGGAAUCAGCAGUGGAAGCAUUUGUAUAUGGAUGAUAUCCUUUCUAUGCCGGAUUCAUGGGAAUACCCAUUCUUUGCUGCCUGGGAUACUGCUUUCCAUUGCAUACCGUUGGCAAUGAUUGAUCCAGACUUUGCGAAGCGGCAACUGGAUGUUCUCACCCGAGAAUGGUAUAUGCAUCCUAACGGGCAACUAGCAGCCUAUGAAUGGAAUUUCGGAGACGUCAACCCUCCCGUUCACGCCUGGGCGACUUUCCGUGUUUUUAAAAUCGAGCGCAAGAUGUACGGUCGACAGGAUCUUGAUUUUCUUGAACGCGUCUUCCAGAAGCUGCUCUUGAACUUUACCUGGUGGGUUAAUCGAAAGGACUUCGAUGGCAAGAAUGUUUUUGAGGGUGGGUUCCUUGGGUUGGACAAUAUUGGUCUUUUCAACCGCUCUGAACCCCUUCCCACUGGGGGAGUUUUGGAACAAGCUGACAGCACCGGCUGGAUGGCUUUUUACUGCUUGAGCAUGUUGAAUAUCGCUCUCGAAUUAGCCAAACACCGACGAAUAUACGAAGAUAAUCUGGAGGAAAAGAGAGUUCUUUAUGGAACGAAGAAGACGGGUAUGCCACAAGAAUUCUAUUACGAUGCUAUCUCAUACGGCGAGCCGUGGACACAGCAACUUCCGGUGCGGUCACUUGUCGGUCUCAUACCACUAUAUGCGGUAUCAACGCUGGAACCAGAAUUGAUCAACAAAUUCCCAUCAUUCAAGCGCAGACUUGAAUGGUUUGUGGAAAAUCGCCAAGAUGUCGCGGAGCGAAAUCUUGCCAGUAUGAAAAGUCGUGGAAAGGGCGACCGACUACUCCUGUCCUUGGUUAGUAAAGACCGACUAGAGAAGAUACUGAAACGCAUGCUCGACGAGACCGAAUUCCUCUCAGAUCACGGAAUUCGGUCAAUGUCAAAAUACCAUGAGAAGCAUCCUUACUCGAUGGAUGUCAACGGGCAGACAUUCCGGGUUAGCUAUGUCCCUGGCGACUCCGACAGCGGCCUCUUUGGUGGCAACAGCAACUGGCGUGGGCCGGUGUGGUUGUGCGUCAACUUUCUGCUCAUAGAAUCCCUGCUUCGCUUUUACAUGUUUUACGGAGACUCCUUCAAGGUGGAAUGCCCCACGGGUUCUGGGGACUAUAUGCAUCUAGGGCAGGUAGCAGAAGAAAUACAGCACCGGCUUCAGCACCUCUUCGCGCGCAAUGAUGAAGGCCGCCGCGCAGUCCACGCCGGCUCUGACUUACUUAACUUUGACGAGCACUGGAAAGACUACAUGUGGUUCCACGAGUUUUUCGAUGGCGAUACAGGCCGUGGCCUGGGAGCAUCCCACCAAUGUGGCUGGACAGGGUUAAUCGCCAAAAUUAUCCACGAUACCGGGGUCAACUGUCGCCUUCCGCAAACACCACGCUCACCCUUCGCCGCAGCAACCCACUACUUUGACGACAUCUUUACCCGCUCCGUCCGCAACUCCAGCCGCCGCAGCAGUAGCCACCGACCUUUUGUCCGCCGCUCCUCAACAAGCCGCUCGAUUGGCAAUAGGAGUGACUUUGAGUCCGCGUUCGCGACCCCUGCGCCUCAGACACCUGUGGAGCCUGCGCUUGACGAAGAAGGGAAGGACAGACACGGGUCGAACGGAACACCUGGUCAGGAAUUCGACGAGCACGUCUCGAAUUAUGUACGCAGUCAGCUGCAAAGAGUGAGAAGUCAGGUGUCAAUGGGGGCUUACGAGGACGAGUUUGAGACCCAGGUUGAUGCUGCGAACGGCAAUGGCAAUGGUCAACCCCAUGGAAAUGGGAACGGGAAUGCAACUAAUGGGCGGUAAAGUACUUCAACAACCUCUAGAGGUCGUUCGGCCCAGUGAAUUCAUGGUAUAAAUGAAAUGUAACAGG